AUGGAGCUUCGAGACAACAGAAACAUCAGGGCGAUACGUGAAUCUUCGGAUAGUGAUAGCAUCGGCGAUGACGAAAUCGACGAGGAACAUAGACAUUGUGAACCGCGCGGCGGGAUGAAAAUUCCGAUCAAAAAGAGAAGAGGAAGGCCGAGGAAAGAUAACGACGCCGUCAACCGCCCACAUCCACCGUCCACUGCCGAUUCACAAACCAAACCCGAACGCCGUGGUGGCCGCCCCCCAGGUUCCGGCACAUCUCAGGUUCUCGCAACGUUAGGUGGCUAUGCAUGGAACACAAUCGCCGCACAGUUUACCCCUCACGUUAUUAUCGUUCAACCAGGAGAGGGUAUGUUUGAGAUAUUACGACUGUUUGGAUGGUUUGAUGAUAGAGGUCGUGAAAAAAUAAUUACUAUUACAUUUUCUAAACCCAACGGCCAAGUCUUUGGUGGCGUCGUCGUCUCUUUACUCAUAGCGGCCACUCCCGUUCAGAUAAUUGUGGGAAGUUUCAUCCAAAAAAUGGAGAGCAAUAAUGGAGUACUUAACUAAAUCAAUGGAGUAUACUCAGCCACAAACAGUACUGCAGGCCCGAAGAAGAAAGAAUUUUAUAAUGAUUCCAUCUCCUUGCUUUAAACUACCAAAUGGCGCUGUUUCUUUUCCAGUUUUUUACCGCAAAACUUUUGAAUAGUAGAAAGUAAAAAGUUGAUUGUAAAAAUUAUAUUGGUGAGUUUGUAAUGAAAUCUUUUUCCGUUUCUAGACCAA
Molecule: messenger RNA, 756 nt
Organism: Cucumis melo (muskmelon)
Lineage: Eukaryota; Viridiplantae; Streptophyta; Magnoliopsida; Cucurbitales; Cucurbitaceae
Product: AT-hook motif nuclear-localized protein 2-like
Exons: 5
Coding region: 1-543 (180 amino acids)
Molecular function (GO): minor groove of adenine-thymine-rich DNA binding
Source: RefSeq, a predicted model, not a curated record